Molecule: messenger RNA, 1967 nt
Organism: Gavialis gangeticus (Gharial)
Lineage: Eukaryota; Metazoa; Chordata; Crocodylia; Gavialidae
Gene: TRAF4
Product: TNF receptor associated factor 4
Exons: 7
Coding region: 109-1452 (447 amino acids)
Biological process (GO): regulation of apoptotic process; activation of NF-kappaB-inducing kinase activity; positive regulation of JNK cascade
Molecular function (GO): zinc ion binding; protein binding
Source: RefSeq, a predicted model, not a curated record
UGGCUGGCACCUUGGCACCUGGAAGCCAGCAGCUAUCACUAGUAACAAGCGCUUUCUUUGCUUAUCGUCAUCCGCAGGAGGGUUACGCCUGGCCGAGGCUGGGGCACGAUGCCAGGGUCUGGAGGGCAGUUGUGUUUCCCUCUGGGCUGUCGUUGUGUGCGUUGCCAGGCACUGCCUAUAAACGAAGGCGUGUUCAAGUGCCCUGAGGACCAGCUGCCCCUCGACUACGCCAAGAUCUACCCGGACCCCGAGCUGGAGUCGCAGGUGCUGAGCCUCACCAUCCGCUGCAUCCACAGUGAGGAGGGCUGCCGCUGGAGCGGGCAGGUCAAGCACCUCCAGGCCCACCUCAACACCUGCGGCUUCAACGUGAUCCCCUGCCCCAACCGCUGCGGCCUGAAGCUGCAGCGCCGCGACCUGCCGGCCCACCUGCAGCACGACUGCGCCAAGCGCCGGCUGCGCUGCGAGUUCUGCGGCAGCGACUUCACCGGCGAGGCCUACGAGACCCACCAAGGCGCCUGCCCGCAGGAGAGCGUGUACUGCGAGAACAAGUGCGGCGCCCGCAUGAUGCGGUGCCUGCUGCCCCAGCAUGCGCUGGCCGAGUGCCCCAAGCGCACCCAGCCCUGCGCCUACUGCUCCAAGGAGUUCGUCUUCGACACCAUCCAGAACCACCAGUACCAGUGUCCGCGCUACCCCGUGCCCUGCCCCAACCAGUGCGGCGCGGGCAGCGUGGCCAGGGAGGACCUGCCCGGGCACCUGAAGGAGAACUGCAGCACGGCGCUGGUGCUGUGCCCCUUCAAGGAGGCCGGCUGCAAACACCGCUGCCCCAAGCUGGCCAUGGGCCGGCACGUGGACGAGAGCACCAAGGCGCACCUGGGGCUGGUGUCGGCGCUGGUGAGCCGGCAGCGCCAGGAGCUGCAGGAGCUGCGGCGGGAGGUGGAGGAGCUGGCGCUGGGCUGCGACGGGACGCUGGUGUGGAAGAUCCCGGACUACGCGCAGCAGCUGCAGGAGGCCAAGGCGCGCAGCAACCACGAGGCCUUCAGCCCCCCCUUCUACACGCACCGCUACGGCUACAAGCUCCAGGUCUCGGCCUUCCUCAACGGCAACGGGAGCGGGGAGGGCAGCCACCUGUCCGUCUACAUCCGCGUGCUGCCCGGCACCUACGACAACCUGCUCGAGUGGCCCUUCUCGCACCGCGUCACCUUCUCGCUGCUGGACCAGAGCGACCCCUCGCUCUCCAAGCCGCAGCACGUCACCGAGACCUUCCGCCCCGACCCCAACUGGAAGAACUUCCAGAAGCCGGGGGCCUCGCGCAGAUCCCUGGACGAGAGCGCCCUGGGCUUCGGCUACCCCAGGUUCAUCUCCCACCAGGACAUCAAGAAGCGCAACUACGUGCGGGACAACGCCAUCUUCAUCAGGGCCUCCGUGGAGAUCCCCCAGAAGAUCCUGGCCUGAGCCCAGGGACUGAGCCCAGGCACGGGGGGCAUGACGGGGCAGGGCCGCCCCCAGCCCCUCGGUGCUGAGCACCCCGGUGUCGUCGUCUCCUCAGGGGCAAAUGCUGCACCUGCAGCACGGUGCUAACCGGCGCAGGGGUUUCAGGGGCAGCGUCGGCCUCUCUGGCCUGGUGCCGGGAGGGGCUGGGGCCCAUUGCACCCAGGUGCUACUGGGGGUCGGGCCCCCCCAGGGUCCGGGGGAUGCUGGGGCAGCAAGGGUGACGCCAGGGACUGGGCCCCACCAUGCCCGGGUGCCUGGUGCCCACCUCAGGGAUACGGGAGGGGUGGGGUCUCCCAUAGCCAUAUUUUGUACUCGGGGCCUUUCCCGUCUGCCCUCCGGGCUGGGCUGGCACGGCUGGGGAUGUGCCUCCUCCUCGGUCCCUGCCCACGGUGCUCUCCGGGGCCGUGCCUGAGGUUUAUUGCCCGGGCGCGGGACCCUGCUGCCUUCUCCUUUUCAAUAAACUCUUCUUGUAUUUA